Molecule: messenger RNA, 1231 nt
Organism: Rubroshorea leprosula
Lineage: Eukaryota; Viridiplantae; Streptophyta; Magnoliopsida; Malvales; Dipterocarpaceae
Source: the annotation of a GenBank genome assembly
AAUUGCCCACUUUAUUACUUGUCCUUUUGAAAAUGAGCAAUGGUAGGGGCACUCGCCUCCUGCACUCUCCGGCCAACACUUUCUCUUUUAUUGGGCCACGUUAUUUUGAUUCCGUGAGGUUGGGCUGAAAGCUUUAAAGAAGCUUACGUGGCCCAAUGAAAGGGGAAGUGUUGGCCGGAGAGUGCAAAAAGCGAGUGCCCCUAGCACUGCUCUUUGAAAAUAAAGUUGAUGCUCUGUGUUGUCCGAAAUCUGCUGAAAAAUGGGGAUGAACUCCGGUAGCAAUUAGAGCAUAAUUAAGCUUAAUUAAGGUAGAAAUGGCUUGAUUUAGCUGAUGUGAGGUUUUGUAUGAAAAAUCCCAUGAAUUAGCUAUUGCUUUGCAAAGUCCAGUUCCUCCAUGUGCUGCCCGUGAGAUUGAGAAAUAUUGCAGCAGCCUUAAACCAUUUUUUUAGCUUGAUUAAGGUAGAAUUAGCUUGAUCCAUUGCUGUGAUGUUUAUAUGAAAAUCCUGUGUGUUUUAGCCACUGUUUUGCCAAGAUAAAUUUUGAAUAAAAAGCCCUGUUGCUCGGUUUUUUUCUUUCCAUUUCCUUUGUCCGUGGGAGUGCGAAAAUUUUGCAUAGGUGUUUGUGAGCAUAUAUAGAUAUAUAUGCACAAUCUGAUUUAGUGCUCAAAUCUUGGAAAUAAAAAUAAUAAUAAGGAAAUAAUUAUGGCAUUGAUGGGGGUAAUGGUUGUUCUAGGAGAUGCUUGAAUUUGUAAAUUAAUUGUUUGUUGAAUGUUAUGUUCUUUUCCCUAGGAAUCUUGUGUUCCAAUUGGGAGGGAACAAUGAGGCUUUGGUUUGGUUCAUGGAUGGUGAUAGAUGUGUGGGUGUAAUGUGAACAGGAAGGCAGCAGCGGCAAUUAGUGUGUUGAUAAUGGUGGUGGUGGUUUUGCAGAUUUAUUAUCGGUGAGGUGUUGAUAAGCAUAAGUUGAACAUGAGUUUUCUGUCUUAUUUGAGUGAGGUAAGUAAAUUAUGGUAAUACUCUUUGAUUUUAAAGCAUGUUUUAAAUUGUUUUUGAGAUGGUGGCAAGGUUUAAAUUGAUUUUAAAUUGAUUUUAUUUGCACCGAGCGUGAUUGGUUUGAAAUGAAAUUGUUUUCAUUUGCAUUGAGUAGAGCAUGCCUACUUGGAAUUGACUGAACUGCUUUGAUGAACUGAGAAUUUUGUAAAUUCUGAGUUUUCUAUUAAAUCCAUGUUCACAUG